CCGGAGGCGCGGAGGCCGGAGGCACCAGUGGCGGGGGGGCGGUUCAGCUCCAGAGCUCGUCCCUCACACCCCCAUACUCCGUGGUAGGAGCCGGGACCCAAACAAAGGCGGGCGGCGAAUAAAAGGCGACCGAGGCGCUUAGUGCUCCGGUUGCGCGCCGGGGACCGAGAUUGGCACCAAGCGGUCCGUAGUCUACACGCCCUGAGCCGAGCGGGGAACGCCGGCCUCCUGCACCCCGAGGAGCUUCCCCUGAGACCCCCACGAAGGGACAAGUCUGCGUGGCGGGGCCCCUAUCCCUUCGGCGGGUCCCCUCCAGCGUCCGCGGCUCUGCGCAGCUUAGCUCGGCCAGCCGAGGCUAUGGACUCUGAGGAUGACCCCCUGCUGCAGGACGUGUGGCUAGAGGAGGAGCAGGAGGAGGAAGAAGCAGCAGGCGAGGCCCUUAGCAGGGCCCAGAAUUCGAGGCCCCGUCCUGGGGCAGGGGGGCAGUGUUGCUGGCGGCGCUGGACUCUGCCUUCGGGGCCCCCAGCCACGGGCUUCUGGAGUACCCUGGGCUGGGCCUUCACCAACCCGUGCUGUGCGGGGCUGGUGCUCUUCCUGGGCUGCAGCAUCCCCAUGGCCCUGUCGGCCUUCAUGUUCCUCUACUACCCGCCCCUGGACAUCGACAUCUCCUACAACGCCUUUGAGAUCCGCAACCACGAGGCCUCGCAGCGUUUUGACGCCCUCGCUCUGGCACUCAAGUCCCAGUUUGGAUCCUGGGGACGCAACCGGCGCGACUUGGCUGACUUCACCUCUGAGACGCUUCAACGCCUCAUCUCGGAGCAGUUGCAGCAGCUGCAUCUCGGCAAUCGCUCCCGGCAGGCCGCCAGAGCCCCGCGCUCGGUUCCCGCGGCCGCCCGGGACACCUCCGCGGCCCAAAAGCCAGCAGCCAAUCGGAGCAGGCGUCUUCCGCGUGACGCCCCGCCCCUGGCGGAUCUGGCAGCCAACCAGAGUGAAGCCCCGAAGGACCCUCGGCCAGAUCCGAAUGGACAACGCCAGCCCAGCACCACGCCCCCCGCGGCCGUCGCGGCCAAUCAGAGCCGCUCCCGCCGGGGCGCCUCGCGCUGGGACUACUCACGCACGUACGUGAGCGCCAACACCCAGACGCACGCGCACUGGCGCAUCGAGCUCAUCUUCCUGGCUCGCGGCGACGCGGAGCGCAACAUCUUCACCAGCGAGAGGCUGGUCACCAUCCAUGAGAUCGAGCGCAAGAUCAUGGACCACCCGGGCUUCCGGGAGUUCUGCUGGAAGCCCCACGAGGUGCUCAAGGACCUGCCGCUGGGCUCCUACUCCUACUGCUCCCCGCCCAGCUCGCUGAUGACCUACUUCUUCCCCACCGAGAGGGGCGGCAAGAUCUACUACGACGGCAUGGGCCAGGACCUAGCCGACAUCCGGGGCUCUCUAGAGCUGGCCAUGACUCACCCUGAGUUCUACUGGUACGUGGAUGAGGGCCUCUCUGCAGACAACCUGAAGAGCUCCCUCCUGCGCAGUGAGAUCCUGUUUGGAGCACCCCUGCCCAACUACUACUCGGUGGAUGACCGCUGGGAGGAGCAACGGGCCAAGUUUCAGAGCUUCGUCGUCACCUAUGUGGCCAUGCUAGCCAAGCAGUCUACUAGCAAAGUCCAGGUGCUCUACGGGGGCACGGACCUCUUUGACUACGAGGUGCGCAGGACCUUCAACAACGACAUGCUGCUGGCCUUCAUCAGCAGCAGCUGCAUAGCCGCCCUGGUCUACGUCCUCACCUCCUGCUCAGUGUUCCUGUCCUUCUUCGGGAUCGCCAGCAUCGGCCUCAGCUGCCUGGUGGCGCUCUUCCUGUACCACGUGGUCUUUGGCGUUCAGUACCUGGGCAUCCUCAACGGGGUGGCAGCCUUCGUGGUCGUGGGCAUUGGUGUGGACGACGUCUUUGUGUUCAUCAACACCUACCGCCAGGCCACCCACCUGGAGGACCCGCAGCUGCGCAUGGUCCACACCAUCCAGACGGCCGGCAAGGCCACCUUCUUCACCUCCCUGACCACGGCCGCCGCCUACGCGGCCAACGUCUUCUCCCAGGUGGGGGACCUGCCCCAUCCCUGUCCCAGCCUCCCUGGCCCCCUGCGGGGCUGCCCUCCCCGUAGUUGCCACCAGAAAUGCGGCCACAAGAGCUCCUUGCACUUCCCUGGGGACGUGUUUGCCACCCCUGAGCGGGCAGGGGGCAGCCCUGGCCAGGGCCCCAUGCCCUACCUGGACGACGACAUCCCCUUGCUGAGCGUCGAGGAGGAGCCGGUGUCCCUGGAGCUGGGAGAUGUGUCGCUGGUGUCCGUGCCCCCAGAGGGCCUGCAGCCGUGCCCUGGCAGGGGCAGCCGGGACCAGCUCCUGGUGCAGCUGCAGGAGCUGCUGAACCACUGGGCCCUGUGGUCCGCCGUCAAGAGCCGCUGGGUGGUCGUGGGGCUCUUCGUCUCCAUCCUUGUCCUGUCCCUGGUGUUCGCCAGCCGCCUCCGCCCCGCCAGCCGCGCCCCUCUGCUCUUCCGGCCGGACACCAACAUCCAGGUGCUGCUGGACCUCAAGUACAACCUGAGCGCCGAGGGCAUCUCCUGCAUCACCUGCUCAGGUCUGUUCCAGGAGAAGCCCCACAGCCUGCAGAACAGCAUCCGGACGUCCCUGGAGAAAAGGAAGCGGGGCUCUGGGGCCCCCUGGGCCAGCCGGCCUGAGGCCAGUCCGCAGGACUCCCUGGGCACCGUGUACAUCUCCAAAGUAAAGAGUAAAGGCCACCCCGCCAUCUACAGGCUCUCCCUCAACGCCAGCCUGCCCGCGCCCUGGCAGGCCGUGGCCCCUGGGGACGGAGAGGUGCCCUCCUUCCAGGUGAGCUGGCUGCUGCCAGUGGCCGUGUCCCCCCGGGCCUGUCCCCUGCAGCCUCCUGGCUCCUCGUCAUGGCCUGCGUGCCUUGCCUCCCCAGGUCCUCCUGGCCUUCCCAGCCUCAGCCCUGGCCUCCCUUGCCUCCACAGGAAGCUGUACUUUGCCCAGUCCCACAAGCCCCCCUUCCACGGGCGCGUGUGUGGUGCACCUCCCGGCUGCCUGCUCAGCGCCAGCCCUGAUGGGCCCACCAAGGGCUUCUUCUACGUGCCUAGUGAGAGAGUGCCCAAGGCCCGCCUCUCGGCCACCUUUGGCUUCAACCCCUGCGUGAACACGGGCUGCGGGAAGCCGGCAGUGCGGCCUCUAGUGGACACAGGGGCCAUGGUCUUCGUGGUCUUUGGCAUCAUUGGCCUCAACCGCACCCGGCAGGUGGACAACCAUGUCAUUGGGGACCCGGUAGGUGGGCCCGCUCUGGGCAGGUGCCACAGGGCCCUGGACAGGCUAGCAGAGGAGCACCAGCCCUGGGCCUCUAGCCCCACACCCUCCUGGCUCCUCGGGCUUCACCACCCCAGAAGGACCCCCAGGGGACCCCCCAGGGCAGAUUUGACAGCCCAGCCCGGAGACCAGCAGCCUGCGGACAGUGACGCAGCUGCGAUGGGAACCGCGGGGACUUGGGAGCCCAAGAAGGCCCAUCCAGGUCCUGCCACUGUCCCACGAGCCGUGUCCCCACAGACCACGUACAAGGGCAAGUCCUCCUUCCAGACCCACUCCGACUACCUGCGCUGGGAGGGCUUCCUCCGGCAGCAGCUGCAGAGCUUCCCGGAGGGCUCGGCCCUGCGCCGUGGCUUCCAGACCUGCGAGCACUGGAAGCAGAUCUUCAUGGAGAUCAUAGGGGUGCAGAGCGCCCUGUACGGCCUGGCCCUGUCCCUGCUCAUCUGCGUGGCCGCGGUGGCCGUGUUCACCACCCACAUCCUGCUGCUGCUGCCUGUGCUCCUGAGCAUCCUAGGCAUCGUGUGCCUGGUGGUGACCAUCAUGUACUGGAGUGGCUGGGAAAUGGGCGCGGUGGAAGCCAUCUCCCUGUCCAUCCUGGUGGGCUCCUCCGUGGAUUACUGCGUCCAUCUGGUGGAGGGCUACCUGCUGGCCGGAGAGAACCUGCCCCCCCACCAGGCUGAGGAUGCCCGCUCGCAGCGCCAGUGGCGGACGUUGGAGGCCGUGCGGCACGUGGGUGUGGCCAUCGUGUCCAGCGCUCUCACCACGGUCAUCGCCACCGUGCCCCUGUUCUUCUGCAUCAUCGCCCCGUUCGCCAAAUUCGGCAAGAUCGUGGCGCUCAACACGGGCGUGUCCAUCCUGUACACGCUCACCGUCAGCACCGCCUUGCUGGGCAUCAUGGCCCCCGGCUCCUUCACCCGGACCAGGACUUCCUUCCUCAAGGCCCUGGGUGCUGUCCUGUUGGCGGGGGCCCUGGGGCUGGGCACCUGCCUUGUGCUCCUGCGCAGUGGCUAUAAGAUCCCUCUGCCCAGCGGGGCUGCCCUAUAGCCCUGCACCUGUGCCUGACUCGAGCACCUUGCCCUGGCCCGUGGGGACCAACUGCACUCUGCGACCCCAGAGGCUCCUUGUCCCCCAGCCUCGCUCCAGCUACUUCCAGUCCUCGGCCUGGCCAAGCAGAUGUCCACACGGUGUGGACCACACUGCCUUUAGCCCUGCCAGAGCCCAAGCCGAGGACGAAGCUGGCCACUGCACCCAGCCAAUGCAGCCGGCUCUCUGGGCUGUGCUGCAUGGCAGGGGCCAGCCCUCCUCCCGGGCCUGGUCACCACGGGCCGGGCUGUUUCUAGAGUGUCCUUCACACUGCCUCAGUGCUCACAGCCUCCCAGGGCUGCUUGUGGCCCCCUUUCUACAAUGUGGAGCUGAGAGGCCCAGAGGCAAAGCGGCUGCCCUGUGGCUGGUCAGGGCACAGCCAGGGCUGCCUCCCGGGGCCUCCCUGAGCCUUGCAGGAGGAGCACGGGUUCCACUCCCCUGGCCUCCCCUCCUCACAGCUCUAUGGGGCCAGUGCCAGAUGACCCUGUGGUCCUCGCCAUGGGGGACAGAGGGGCCUGGCCUGGGUUGUGCAUGUCCUACCCCAGCCCUGGCCUCUUGGCUCCUCCAAGACUCUCCUCUGGGGCUUUGGGCCCAGCACAGACUCCCCCAAGUCCAAGCCCACCUCCCCAACUUGGCACCAAGAGUGGAUGUCUUGGUGGGCGGCCUCAGUGGGAGGAGCUGGCCGUGCCUGCGCUGCCUCUUGGCAGAUGGUUCUAUUAAAGUGAGAUGGAGCCGCGGAGCCGCUAUUGACACGAGCA
Ictidomys tridecemlineatus (thirteen-lined ground squirrel) is the source of this 5198-nucleotide messenger RNA. The record is from RefSeq and is a predicted model, not a curated record. NCBI's taxonomy places the organism in Eukaryota, Metazoa, Chordata, Mammalia, Rodentia, Sciuridae.